This is a messenger RNA of Odocoileus virginianus texanus, 4149 nucleotides long. It is a transcript of the gene DYNC2I1, whose product is annotated as dynein 2 intermediate chain 1. Lineage: Eukaryota; Metazoa; Chordata; Mammalia; Artiodactyla; Cervidae. Gene Ontology annotation, molecular function: dynein heavy chain binding; dynein light chain binding. Gene Ontology annotation, biological process: intraciliary transport. The record is from RefSeq and is a predicted model, not a curated record. Gene Ontology annotation, cellular component: cytoplasmic dynein complex.
GGAGGGCAGCGCGGCCUCCGGGGCCUGCGCGCGGCGAUGGAGCCCGGGAAGAGAAGAACCAAAGAUGAUACUUGGAAAGCAGAUGACCUCCGAAAACACCUUUGGGCGGCUCAGUCCUCUGGUCCCAAGGAGGAGAAGAAGCAUAGAGACCGGAAACCGCUGCGGGAGUCGGAAGCGGACUUGGCAGACGGCAAAGAACACCGACCCGGGGACCCCGACCGCGAGGCCAAGCACCGAGAGCGGGCCGCCGAGCGGGACGGCCACGCCGCCCGGGAGCACCCGCGCGGGGACAGGCAGCGGGAGCGGCGGAAGGACAGGGACCGGCCGAAGGAGAGGCACCGGGAGCUGGACGCGGAGAAGCCGCACGUCCGGGGGAAGGAGCGUGAGAGGGACCAGGAGCACCGGGCGCGCCGCGAGGAGCUGAGGCAGGCGGCCGCGCACCGCAACCUGCUGGCCCGGGACCGCGACCAGGACCGGGACGGGGACAGGCCGGAGCGCCGGCGGGCAGGAAGUAAAGCAAGAAUUGAAGAGAGGGAGCAGAGAGAUGAAGACUCUGAGCGAGGAGAUGAGGAUCGGGAGAGAAGGUACCGAGAGAGAAAGCUGCAGUAUGGCGACAGCAAGGACAACCCCCUCAAGUACUGGCUGUACAGAGAGGAGGGCGAGAGGCGACACAGGAAGCAGAAGGAGCCAGACCGGGAGAAGAAGCACCGGGAGAAGAGCGGCACGCGGGAGCGGAGAGAGAAGAGUUCCAAGGAGAAAGGCAGUUCGUUCUGCGGCAAGGAAGGGGAGGAGAGGCAUAGAGAGAGGCGCCAUAAAGAGGGCGUCCACGCGGGCGAGGAGAGGCCGCGAGGCCACGCGGAGAGGAAGGAGCGGUCUCGCAGGGAGGAGCACAGGAGGAGGGAGGCGAAGGAUGGGGAGCACAGACACCGUGGUGCGAGCCUGAGGAGAGACGGCCCGGGCAGCCAGCAUGUGGAGAACUCAGUGAGGAGUGACGGGAAGGAUAGAGACUCAAGAAGAAAGCACGGCCGCGAGGAGGGCCCCUCGGCGUGGAAGCUGGAGCAGAGGCAGGGGAGCGAAGAGGCCACGGAAAUUGAAAAGGAAGACAUUGAUUUAGAAAAUGUUGGAACGGAUGAGUAUACAGCCAUUUUUGAAGAUGAUUUUGAAGACUAUGAGGACGACUUUGAGGUCUGUGACGGGGCUGACGACUGCGGGGCAGACGAGCCCAGAGAGGGUGAGGCAGCGGAGGAGCUGCCUCCGGCCCGGAGGAGGGAGAUCCAGGAGAUCCAGAAGGCCAUCCUCGCGGAGAACCAGCGGGUCGGCGAGCUGUCCUCGAAGCUGCCAGAGAAGCAUGGCUGCCCGGAGCGUGCUGGGGGGCCGGGCCCGGAGGCAAACAGCUCCGCUUCCAAAACCCCCCUGUGUGGAAUUUUCAUGGAUUUUGCCACAGCCUCACACCGUCAAAAGAAUCGGACUCAGACCCUUAAGCAAAAGACGCGCAGCGCAAAGCUGCUGCGGCUCAUCGACAUGGACUUCUCCUUCACCUUCUCCCUCCUCGACCUCCCGCCCGUGAAGGAGUACGACAUGUACAUCCGGAACUUCGGGAAGAAGAACACCAAGCAGGCCUACAUUCAGUGUAAUGAAGACAGUGUGGACCGGGACAUCCAGACUGAGGAAGUGGAGACUCGGGAAGUGUGGACCCAGCACCCGGGGGAAGGCGCCGCUGUGUCUGGGGGGAGUGAGCAGGGUGGUCCCGGAGAUAGUGCCAUCGUCCCGAAAGUCGACACGCCCCGUCUGUCCAGCUUCCUGCGGGCAGCCUGCCAGGUGAUGGCAGUUCUGCUUGAAGAGGACCGGGCAGUGGCCGAGCCGGGCUGGGCGUCCCAGGCUCAGGACUGCACCCUGCCUUUCAGCGACAGCUGCACACGGCUGGACACCAGCCUGCCCUUCCUGCAGGACCGGAGAGUGUCCUGCCUGCACGCAUGUCAGGCUCAGCGGCGCACGCUGGUGUCUGUGCACGGGCUGCCGGGGAAGGCCUUGGUGCCCCUGCUGGACCACAGACACGUGCUCUGUGUGUGGGACAUCCGGCAGCCGUCAGGGCCCCAGAAGGUCCUGGUGUGCGAGUCGAAGGUCACAUGCUGCUGCUUCAGCCCUGUGAAAGCCUUCCUGCUGUUUGCGGGGACCGUGCACGGCUCGGUGGUCGUGUGGGACCUGAGGGAGGACCCCAGGAUCCAUCUCCGCGUGACGCUGAGCGGGUGCUCCUGGACGUUCAGGACCCCCACCUUCUCCACUGACGGCGUCCUGAUGUCCGUGAACCACCGCAGCCCCCUCCAGGCAAUAGAGCCCAUCACGGGGUCUGUCUGCAAGAGGCAGAGCUGUGUGCUUUCACCCUUUUCUACUCAAGAAGAGACGGCAGGCCUAUCCUUCCACAUUGCUUCCUUGGACGAAAGCGGGCUUCUCAAUGUGUGGGUGGUGGUUGAAUUACAGAAGGCAGAUGCUGCAGGUUCAAUAAGUGACUUAGGUUUAAUACCUGGAGGACGGAUAAAACUGGUACACAGCACUUCGAUCCAGCUGAGUGACAGCCUUUCUCAUAAAGGUUAUGAAUCCUGGGGGUCUGUGCAGACACUGAGCGUUAAAUUUCUGCCUUCAGACCCUAAUCACUUCGUUGUCGGCACAGACGUGGGCCUUGUCAGCCACGGCAGCAGACGGGACCUCAGAGCGUCUCCCAGGCUGUUCCGGCCGCAGCAGCAGGGCCCGAGGCCUGUGAAGGUGACCGUGAUUGACUUCUCACCAUUUGCGGAGCCCGUGUUCCUGGCCGGCUGUUCUGAUGGCAGCAUCCGGCUACACCGCCUGACCGCAGAGCGCCCGCUCCUGCAGUGGGACCACAGCACCUGCGGCCGUGCCGUCACCGGCCUGCAGUGGUCCCUGACGAGGCCAGCCGUGUUUCUGGUGCAGGACGACACGUCCUGUGUGUACGUGUGGGACCUCCUGGAGAGCGAUCUGGGGCCUGUGGCCCGGCAGCCCAUCUGUCCAGACAGGCUGCUGGCCAUGACCGUUGUGGGGGAAGCAGAGAAAACCCGCGGUGGCUUCCUGGCCCUGGUGCUGGCCAGAGCCUCUGGGAGCGUGGACGUCCAGUACCUGCGGCGGGAGUGGGCAACCCCGGCCAGUGAUGAACUGCAGAGGCUGCGGCUGCUGCUGCGGGAAGGCCCGUAGGCGGCGGGACCCCGAGAAGUCAUGCGGUGGCUCCAAGCUUCCACUGGGUGCAUGUGCAUUUGUAUAGAUAGAAGGCGUGUGUCUGUGCAGAAGUCACUGUUCAAAACUACCACUUCAGGACGCCCUAAAUAAAUCACUGGUUUUGAAUGGAAACAGCAAAUCUUUUAGUGUAUACUGAACUGCAAAGGCAGCAGAGAGCCGUAUGGGACACUGUUUUCCAAGGAUAUUUCUACUCGUCUUCAAAACAGCUUUGUAAAAUUUAUCAUGAGAUGUUUAAACACUCCAAAUGAAAAUAUAUUUUAGUGAACAGUUUUCUUAGUCUUUUAUAAAAUGACAUAUUCACUGGUUUAAAUUAAAGACCUGACUCCAGUGAAAUGACCUCCCACUGUGUUUUCUUAGGACUUUCUUGCGCUUCUUCUACUGGAAAUGGAAAGUCUACUGAGGCACGUUUGCUUUAUGCUUUAGUGUUAACAGCUUUGUGUAAAGAUGAUGUGAGUACAUAAGUUCUCUUAACUAUACAGUUAUCAUAGCAGUUUAGGGGCAGGAGAACCCUGGGCUGACGGCCUCUGCCCACACCCAGUAUCACUGACAUGGUGACAGGUGAGUAGUCAGCGGGGGGAGGGGUUUGUUCUUCUUUCUGGGCCACAAGCAGCUGCUGCUUUGUGCCAGUGACAGGAGGGUUAAACCCAGAACUGGCAGCCGGCAGAGAACACAGGCUCCCAGGGCCCCGCGUUUCUCGUAAAUCCCUCAGCUGCUCAUGGUCCUCUUAGAGCCCUGUGCCCUUCUGCGCCUGCUGGCACGGCCCUUGCUGUGGCUGGCUCAGAGCCACUUCCUCUCCGAGGCCUCCCUGGUCCUGUCUCUGGAAGUCUCCUGCUGCUGUUCAGUCCCUCAGUUGUCUCUGACCCUCUGCGACCCCGUGGACCGCAGCACGCCAGGCCUCCCUGU